CAGAUCCCAUCACUUCCAUCCACCAUACCUAUCUGCGUGGGAUGGUAUUUCGUCCCCCUCGUGACUCCUAACAUCCUGCACGGGCCGCGCGGGAAUGUUUGUUAUGCAGUUAGCGAUUGGAAUAGCAAGAAUACUUCGACCAGUUUGUGGGGCUUUUACUUUUACUUCCCCGAUGGUGCGAGUAUGAAUAUCUAGGUCCUUUUUCGUGCCCGACUGACACUGUUCUGCGCAUAAUCCGCGAGUUCGCUUUCUCAGUCCCACCGGUUUCGGCUUCAACUCCAGCGGGCAUGGAGAGAACGCAUAUCAAGGGACCUCUGCGGUCGCAGAUGAAAGAUAAGCUGCGCCUCAUGUGUCUCAACCGCGUGCGCGCCAACCGCCACCGCCUGCUCUGGGACAUGCGCUCCUCCCCGGUCGCCUCCGCUCCCCCCUCCUCCUCCCCCUCGGUGCACCCUCUCCCCGCCCCGGCUUCCUCCCUCCACCCGCCUUUCCCCUCCCAGACUCGCGCUCUCGCCAAACCACAUCCCCUCUCCUCCGCGACCUCCUUGUCUCUCUCCCACUCGCUCUCCCAAUCGCCCUCUUCUCUCUCGCAGCCCUCCUCCUCCUCCUCCCCACCCCCCUCAUCCCUCGCCGCCCUCCGGCCGCCACUCGCCGUCUCGCAGCCAGCCGCGUCAGCAGCGCGCGCGUGCAUGGGCGCGCAGCAGCCGCUGGGGGCAGCUCGAGCGGUGGCGGGCUGUGAGGCGGACACGCGAGUGGGCGGUGGUGAAUGCGGUGGGGGCGCGCAGGGCGACGACGGCAUGGACGGGGUGCAGAUAGACGAGGGCGGGCAGCGAGAAGGGGCGGCGGGCCAUUGGGGUGCGCUGCUGCCAGCAGGCUGCAGCAGUGUGGCUGCUGGGCCCACUGCGGAGGCGGGAGGGGCGCGGGGGUUGGACGUGACUCGCGGGAUGGGCGCAGGGAGGGGAGAGGCGCGGCCAGAGCUGCGGCGGGUGCUGUUUGGGGAGCUGCAGCGGCUGCAUGGCGUUUGCGGGCCUGAUGAUGGCGGGUGUGAUGGCCGCGGUGGUGGUGGUGGGGGCAUGGAGCAAAUAGGGGCGUCAGGGCAGGAGAGGGGCGAGAAUGUGGUGAUGCGGGCAGAGAGGGGAGAGCUUGGAAUGGAUGCAUGUUACCCAUGCGACCCAUGCAACCCAUGCGACCCAUGCGGCCCAUGCGACCCAUGUGACGCGAUGCACGAUGGCAGGGAAGGGGCAGGGGAGAUGGGAAGGGGGGCGAGGGGGCGAGGCGAGUGGGACAGUGAUGAGGAGGCAGGGGUUGGGCGGGCGUGGAUGGCGUGUUGGAGCUGAGUGCGGGCGAGUACGAGGCGCUGCUGCUCGACAUGCAGCACGCGCUGUACGAGGGGGGUGACCAGCCGCCCUGCCACGACUGGGCAGGCCGUACCAGCAUGGAGGAGCAGGAGGCGGCAUGUCAGCAGUCUAUGGAGGACGCUGCGAUCAUGGCGGCACUGGAGUAUCAACAGGAGGCAUCUGUCAUCUGUCCGCUCUGCAAGUGUCGCCCCCUGUGCAUGCGCGGCGCCACCAUCGAGUGCACGUGUGGCCACUUCUCCCUCCACACGGACCACGACCAUGUGACAUUGGAGCAUCUCGCGCAGCGCCUGCAGGAGGUGACGUGGCAGCAUGCGGUGGGGUGCCAUGCGCUGCCCUCGUUCACCCUCGACAGGUGCCCCGGCAUGGCCGCCCUCCUGGCGCACUGCCACGCAUGCCCCUUCUUUGAAAUAGUCCUGUAAUCCGGCACGCCCCUAGGUGAAGGAAAGCAGUAUAUUCAGAAUGUCAUUAAGUCACCAAUCCUAACAAGUGGGACAAGAAGGGAUGUCCUCAGGAGAGUUAGGCUCUGUUGGAAAUACCUCGAAGACUUAAGCGUUUCUGAAGUGUAACACUACACUCGAGGAAAGUCGUAUCGGGUACACGAGUCAACGGAGGUUACACAAGGAGGUUGGACGAAAGAAUACGAAAGGGCGAAGGGACUCGAAGGGUCGCAACCGGAGGUUGCGAUUGACCGUUACGACUGCAAGGGUGGUAACCGAACCGACAAUCUAGUCGCUGUGCGACUCGAUAACUGUUCCUUCAACUGUAUUCUACAACUGCUUCAUUUCUUAUAUUGCUGUAUGCUUGUUUCUUUUAAUCAAUCACUUGCUCUCAC
This is a messenger RNA of Closterium sp. NIES-67, 2187 nucleotides long. The record is from the annotation of a GenBank genome assembly. NCBI's taxonomy places the organism in Eukaryota, Viridiplantae, Streptophyta, Zygnematophyceae, Desmidiales, Closteriaceae.